AUGGGUUCUCCUUGGCCGUUUACUGCUUGGGGCAUGGAUGUUAUUGGGCCCAUAGAGCCUCCUGCGUCCAAUGGACACCGUUUUAUCUUGGUCGCUAUCGAUUACUUCACAAAGUGGGUUGACGCCUCGACACAUAAGGUCAUAACCAAGAAGGUGGUAGCAGAUUUUGUUCGCAAUAACUUAGUCUGCUGGUUUGGAAUUCCAGAAUCAAUCAUAACAGAUAAUGGAGCCAAUAUUUAUAGUGAUUUGAUGAGAGAGAUUUGCAAAAAGUUUAAGAUCUCUCAUCGAAAUUCCACGGCUUAUCGACUACAAAUAAAUGGAGUGGUUGAAGCUGCAAACAAGAAUAUCAAGAGGAUCUUGAUGAAAAUAGUGGACGGUAAUAGGGAAUGGCAUGAGAAUUUUCCAUAUGCUUUACUUGGAUAUCGCACCACAAUCAGAACUUCUACUGGGGCAACUCUCUACAUGUUGGUUUAUGAGUCGGAAGCAGUGAUACCUACAAAAGUAGAGAUACCUUUAUUAAAAGUCAUUCAAGAGGUUGGUCUAGACGACUCUGAAUGGAUUCAUAGCAGGAUGGAGCAACUGAUGCUCAUUGACGAGAAGAGGUUGGAUGCAGUCUGCCAUGGUCAACUCUAUCAAAAUAGAAUUAUCAAGGUGUUCAACAAGAAAGUCAAACCUCGUCGAUUCACACCGGGACAGUUAGUAUUGAAGAAGAUAUUCCCUCACCAAGAUAAAGCCAAAGGAUCGUCCGAUCAAAUCGAACGGAUCAAAGCUGGUCAAAAUGGAGUCUAUACAUUAAAUGCUCAUCACCAGCAACAGACGCGUAUGGUUUCUCUUUUCAGUGAAGCCAGAGUCACGUCUUCAUCUCCUCUUUCCCUAAACAACAACAAUGCCCCCUUCUUUCACCCUUCUCAUCUCCGUCCUUUCUCCACUUUGUUGAAGAUGGAACCACCAUAG
Capsicum annuum is the source of this 954-nucleotide messenger RNA. RefSeq lists its product as uncharacterized. The record is from RefSeq and is a predicted model, not a curated record. The coding region runs from base 1 to 954 and encodes 317 amino acids. The transcript has 2 exons. Gene Ontology annotation, molecular function: nucleic acid binding. Gene Ontology annotation, biological process: DNA integration. NCBI's taxonomy places the organism in Eukaryota, Viridiplantae, Streptophyta, Magnoliopsida, Solanales, Solanaceae.